GGAUGUUUGUUCUGGGCCUGCCCUAUGCCAUCCUUCAUGGCGGAUACCUAGGACUCUUUUUAAUAAUUUUCGCUGCAGUGGUUUGCUGCUAUACUGGGAAAAUCCUUAUUGCCUGUCUUUAUGAAGAGAAUGAGGAUGGGGAGAUAGUCAGGGUGAGAGACUCCUACGUGGACAUAGCGAACGCAUGCUGUGCGCCCCGCUUCCCCACCCUCGGAGGCAGAAUUGUGAACGUGGCUCAGAUCAUUGAACUGGUCAUGACCUGCAUCCUCUAUGUGGUGGUCAGUGGGAACCUGAUGUACAACAGCUUCCCCAACCUGCCUGUCUCCCAGAAGUCGUGGUCCAUCAUUGCCACGGCAGUGCUCCUGCCUUGCGCGUUCUUGAAGAACCUCAAGGCAGUCUCCAAGUUCAGCUUGCUCUGCACAUUAGCCCACUUUGUGAUCAACAUCUUGGUGAUUGCCUACUGCCUCUCCAGGGCACGUGACUGGGCCUGGGACAAAGUCAAGUUUUACAUUGAUGUGAAGAAGUUUCCCAUCUCCAUUGGCAUCAUUGUCUUCAGCUACACCUCUCAGAUCUUUCUGCCUUCCUUGGAGGGGAACAUGCAGAACCCCAAGGAGUUUCAUUGCAUGAUGAACUGGACUCACAUAGCAGCUUGCAUCCUUAAGGGACUCUUUGCUUUGGUCGCCUAUCUGACCUGGGCUGAUGAGACCAAGGAAGUCAUUACAGACAACUUGCCAUCCACCAUUAGGGCAGUAGUCAACAUUUUCUUGGUGGCCAAAGCCUUGCUCUCGUACCCCUUGCCAUUCUUUGCGGCUGUGGAAGUCCUGGAGCGGUCCCUUUUCCAAGAUGGAAACAGGGCAUUCUUCCCCAACUGCUAUGGGGGUGAUGGGCGGCUCAAAUCCUGGGGACUCACCCUUAGAUGUGCCCUGGUAGUUUUCACCCUGCUCAUGGCUAUCUAUGUCCCGCAUUUUGCCCUCUUGAUGGGUCUUACUGGGAGCCUCACAGGCGCAGGGCUCUGUUUCCUGCUCCCCAGUCUUUUCCACCUCAAACUCUUGUGGAGGAAGCUCUUGUGGCACCAUGUCUUCUUUGAUGUCGCCAUUUUCGUUAUAGGUGGUAUCUGCAGCGUCUCUGGGUUCAUCCACUCUUUAGAAGGCCUCAUAGAGGCCUUCAGAACCAACGCUGAAGACUAAGGAGGGGCCAGAGUCGGUUGCAGCAAGAGAAUCGUAUCGAACAUCCGCAUAGCCAAAUAAUUCUGCAUCCCUUUAAUGGAAAGAGUCAUUAUUUUCGUUACGUGCAUCCAACAAAUUCUAUGUCAUAGAAUCUGCAAAUUAAAGGAAAUAAGAAGAAAUGAAAGUGUUCGCCCUGCCGUCUUUUUAAAUAAGCUAAGAGUUAAAUAUAUUUUUUUGUUAUUUAGAAUUUUUUGAAGGAAAUUAUCCAGUGCCCCACCCCUAUCUCCUCACUCAUUGCCUGAAGCUUGGCCCCCCACGAACGACCUGUUGGGAAACAGUCGCAGUUUUCAAUACUCCUUACAGAUAUGCAAUUCAGUAUUUCAGGAGCUGAAACACAGGUGCCAAUCCGAUGGGAUUGGGUUACUGCGCUCACAGACAGAAGCAAACCAGCCGUGGGUGCUGGGAGCAGGGGCCUUCGUUUUACACUGUGUGAGAUGGAUGUAGAUGAGACCUAGAUUGUACGACCAGCCCAACAAGUCCAAGCAGCGGCUGAUGACCAGCGAUGCCAGUUACCUGCAAUGUUUACACCGUAGUCACGUAGAUGUCAGGACUGCUUAAUUCUUCCAUCCGAAUUCACACUGAGGAACGGCGCUUCCCAUCGAUUACAAUAUUUUGCCUCUGGUUGAAAUAGCAGACGUGGAGUCCACUUCUCGGUGACUUUUGUUUUGUUUUCGUUUUAACAAUCGUUAUUUCUAAAUUAUGAAAAGUUAAAAAAAAAAAAAAAAAUUGUUGGAUUUGACGUCGUUCAGGAUACAGGAAGAAAACUACGACACAAUUCAUUCUGUGCAAUCUACCAGAUCCGUGGAGCUGUUUCCAAUGUACGUGUGGUGUCAUUGUGGUAAAUAAGAUGAAAAAUGUAUAUCAGAAAAAAAAAAAAUCUAUCUUUAACAUAUAAUGUGGUACAUAUAUCGAACAAUAAAGAGAAAACAUAGUCGAUGA
Fulmarus glacialis (Northern fulmar) is the source of this 2165-nucleotide messenger RNA. RefSeq names its product solute carrier family 32 (GABA vesicular transporter), member 1 (gene SLC32A1). Bases 3 to 1187 code for a protein of 394 amino acids. Gene Ontology annotation, molecular function: amino acid transmembrane transporter activity. The record is from RefSeq and is a predicted model, not a curated record. Lineage: Eukaryota; Metazoa; Chordata; Aves; Procellariiformes; Procellariidae. Gene Ontology annotation, biological process: amino acid transmembrane transport. Gene Ontology annotation, cellular component: vacuolar membrane. The transcript has a single exon.